Ictalurus furcatus (blue catfish) is the source of this 3981-nucleotide messenger RNA. It is a transcript of the gene hic1, whose product is annotated as hypermethylated in cancer 1. NCBI's taxonomy places the organism in Eukaryota, Metazoa, Chordata, Actinopteri, Siluriformes, Ictaluridae. Gene Ontology annotation, molecular function: RNA polymerase II cis-regulatory region sequence-specific DNA binding; DNA-binding transcription factor activity, RNA polymerase II-specific; protein binding. Gene Ontology annotation, cellular component: nucleus. The transcript is spliced from 2 exons. Gene Ontology annotation, biological process: regulation of transcription by RNA polymerase II. The record is from RefSeq and is a predicted model, not a curated record. The coding region runs from base 1408 to 3693 and encodes 761 amino acids.
UUUUUUUACCCUUGCUGGAGGGAAGUUUGCUAAAGCGCUACAGGCUGACCAGACAAGACUGAUUCUUCACUGAAUCUCUUAUUCAUUUUACACAGCAACAAAUCUAUAUACCUCACGUGUGAUUAAUUGGAUCUUUUAACUAAAUGCAAUAUAAUUCACUAUAAACAAUAAAAAGUCAAGUAGAUAUAAGAUAGAUGAUAGGAAAAAAAGUAAGUAGUCUGCAUGUUCACUGGUUUUAUAGCCUAGUUCUUAACCUGUGUAUGUUCACUUUACAUGUAUGCACUCAAACAGACAAUAGUCACUGUGUCCAUCUGAAAACAUGUACACAAUAUAAGCUAUACCAUUCAUCAAAUGAGGAACACCCUGAGUUUGGAUAUCUAACCUAUAAUGACUUAUAAUCACUUAUAACGAUAAACAAACCACUGAAUAAAUUUCUUCAGUUUUUUUAAGAACAGUGAAGCAAUUUUUUUUUAAACAGUACUUUUGUAAAGAGCACAAAUGCACCCAGGUUGUGUAUAUGUAAUGAAUUAUAUCUCUGCUAAACUUUUAACAAAUGAAAAAAACAAAAACAAACAAACAAAAAAACCAACAACAACAAAAAACUUUAUUGCAAGCUUAUUUUAGACCUCUGUAAAGUUGAUGUCCCAUUCAAUAUCAUUCUACAAAGUCCUCCCCCACUGUUAGAAUAUAUUUCUCCUGUUGUAUUCAGACUAAACCCCAUGCAUUAUCGUGAAUUAGUUCAUUCUGGCUUGUUAAAGCGUGGAUUGAUUUGAAACUAACAUCAGGCAGCAUAAGAUUCGCUCUUAAAGCACAAAGCAUCAUGAAUCUUUUCCCCCCUCAGUGUACACAUGAUGAAGAAGAUACCUUGUUGUGUGGGAUUAACACCUGCCUGUGUGUUUUUCUAUAGAACUAUACAAUAAAACGCCUGUCUCUUUAAGGCGAGGCAGCGGAGUGUUGUGAAGUUCAAGUUGGGGUCACUGUUAGUUCCUGCCCUUGCUUUUACCUUUUGAGUUUUAUUGUAGACUGACAUCACACACACAGAGCUAAAGCACACUGCAUCAUCAGCUCCGUUCGCCUUUUUACAUACACUCACACACACUCUCUCUCUCUCACACACACACACACAAAUUAAAGGAAAUUACUACAAUAAAAAAGCCAUGCUGUAGCGAGGGCACAUAUUUUAUAGGAGGAGGGAAAGAGGUGGAGAGUGAGAGAAAGAGAGAGAGAGAGAGAGUGUGUGUGUGCGAGAGAGAGAGAGAGAGAGAGGAGGGCGAACAAGAUUCAUAGCAAUUAAUAAUCUUUAAAAAAAAAAAAUAGUUGGCAGUCGUGUGCGGAAAACUGGCAUGGUUUUUGGAGGCUGGCAGUUCAGAGUUGAGACGUCAGAAAUGCGUGCAUUAGAGAGCUGAGAUGAUCAUUACCGGAGACUCAGAGCGGAUGGUAGAAGAUCUCGGGUAUCCAGGUGGCGGACGGAAGACAAUGCUGGAUGCCAUGGAAGUCCCAAGUCAUGCUAGGCACCUCCUCUUGCAACUGAACACGCAACGCACCAAAGGCUUCUUGUGUGAUGUCAUCAUAGUGGUGCAAAAUGCUCUAUUUCGUGCUCAUAAGAACAUUCUGGCUGCCAGCAGCCUCUACCUUAAAUCCCUUGUUGUCCACGACAACCUCAUCAACCUGGACCAUGAGAUGGUGAGUCCAGGUGUUUUCCGAGUCAUCCUUGACUAUAUAUACACAGGACGCUUAAAUGAAGGUGACCCCACCUCUCCAACAGAGCCCAACAUAGGUGCAGUGCUAGCAGCUGCUAGUUAUUUGCAGCUGCUGGACUUGGUGGCCCUGUGCAAAAAAAAGCUAAAAAGGAAUGGGAAAUACCACUUACGACCCACGUCUGGGUUUCUGCCUUACAGUAAAAUGAGCCCCAGUGGAGUGCUGGGCGGACGGCUGCGAGUGUCCACUCCAGUAAUACAGCCCUGCUUCCCUGGUGGGGUGAUGAGCACACCACGAGGCCAAUCAUUGGAGGAUCUACCACCCCACUCCUUGGCCCCCCAUGUAGGAGAGCUUUAUGCUCCAGUCCCUACACAGGGCCAGCAGCCCUACCCUCAUACUCAAGUAACCCUGCCUCCACAGCCAGGUUUACGUUUGCCUUCUGCUGACAGGAACUGCUCACCCAUAUACGGCCUAGACCUGUCCAAGAAGAGCCCCAGCUCCCAGCAUCAUUCUACCCAUCCUCAUCUGAGUCACCCUAAUGAGGAGCCAGAGGGGGAACUGAAUCACCGCACAAGCCCGCUGCUUAGCCCUACCAAUGGCUCAGGGAAAAUGGAGUCUGUACACCACACUGGCUCUCUUACUCCACGGUCUUUUCCCCUCCUUAACCCACUGCCCCAGCUCCCUCGUUUUCAGCGUUCAAGUUCCCAGGGCCAAGAGGGUUACCCCUGCCCCCCAAGCCCUGAGCCCUCAGAAGAACCAGGGGACCGCAGCAGGGAUGGUUCCAACAUUUACCGCUGGGUGAAGAAUGAGCCCAUGACCUACAGUGUGGAGGAUGAAGAUGAGGAUGAUGAAGAGGAUGAUAGUGGGGGCAUGGGUGAGCAGGAUAAAGACACACACCACCAACAUAUGAAUCACCACAAAAACAGUGAGGAGAAAUUGAACCUGAGUGAGGGAGGCUAUGACAGGCCAGGAACCUGUGAUGGAGAGGAUGAGAAUGGGACAGGCAGUGAGGAAACAGGCAGCAGCGAAGGCAGGCCAUCUCCCCCUGGUCCCCGCGGGAGGUAUCAUAUGCCCUAUGAGCCAGAGAGCUUUGGAGAUAACCUAUAUGUGUGCAUCCCAUGUGGCAAAGGGUUCCCCAGCUCUGAGCAGCUCAAUGCCCAUGUGGAAACCCAUGCUGAAGAGGAUCUCAACCAUGUGGGAGAGCUAGAAAACCCAAACAGCAAUGGCACUGACAAACCCGCCAGCACCAAUGGACCCACAAACCUGAACAGCACCGGCAGCCUCCACAGCACCUACCUAGACAGUAAAUCAGGGCAGAACCUACAUCCAGGGGGCAUUGGGGAAAUGAUUCGGCCAUAUCGCUGUGCCUCCUGUGACAAAACCUACAAAGAUCCGGCCACGCUAAGGCAGCACGAGAAGACCCACUGGCUGACCCGCCCUUACCCCUGCAGCAUCUGUGGGAAGAAAUUCACCCAGCGUGGCACCAUGACCCGCCACAUGCGUAGCCACCUGGGCUUGAAGCCUUUUGCCUGCGAUGCCUGUGGCAUGCGCUUCACUAGGCAGUACAGGCUCACUGAGCAUAUGCGCAUUCACUCUGGUGAAAAGCCGUAUGAGUGCCAGGUGUGUGGUGGCAAAUUUGCCCAGCAGCGGAACCUCAUUAGUCACAUGAAGAUGCACAGCAGUGGAGGGAAUGGUGGGGGGUUCAUAUCUGAUGGCAAGAUGAAGAUGGACUUCUCUGAGGGCAUCUUUCCCCUAAGUAAGUAUGCAGCUGAACAUCUAGGCCUGAAACAAGAGAAGGCCUCGGAGCUUCUCGCACAGGCCUCUCAGCAGUUGCUGGCAGAUGCCAAGGCCAUGGAGAGCCUUUAUCCACUGUCCAAACUAACUGCAGAGCACCUAGGCCUCACCCAUGAUAAGAUGGAUGUCCUGCCACUGCCACCUGCCUCUCAACAGCUCUCUGCAGAGGCACGCACCAUUGACCGUUACUCCCCCAGCUAGAGAGGAGACCACCAACUCUGUCUUCCAUCAGCAGAGGUCAAUUGCCCAGCUAUGACACAUAACUAAAUGCUUGUAUGCUGCCCACAGUAUUUUAACUCUCACCUCAAUUUCAAUGAACCUGCACCUCAGACACAGGAGGAAAGAGACCUUCACCCAGAAAAAUGCACACAGGAUGCAUUGACUGUUAAAAGUGCCUUUCUCUACACAUUUUGCAGUAUAGCCAUUUAAAAAAAAAGGAGAACUGUGUUAUUUAUAAUUUGCUCCAACCAUGGACACACUCACAUAACA